Jaminaea rosea is the source of this 3471-nucleotide messenger RNA. RefSeq lists its product as hypothetical. Lineage: Eukaryota; Fungi; Basidiomycota; Exobasidiomycetes; Microstromatales. The transcript has a single exon. Gene Ontology annotation, biological process: intracellular transport. The record is from RefSeq and is a predicted model, not a curated record. The coding region runs from base 55 to 3207 and encodes 1050 amino acids.
CUCCCAAUAACAGCAUGCUUGCUUUCAACUGAGGCAGGCCUCAUCAUCUCAACAAUGUCGCCUCCAUCAACACCGGCGCAGUCCACGCCAAAGAAGAGGAGGCUAGAGGAUGGCGGCGCAGUCGCAAUCGCUGGCGCAACCACGUCGACUCCAUCGUCAUCACUGCGAGGCGCACUCUCUGGCAUUCGCUCAUGGCUAAGCCCGUGGAGAGGCAACUCCAGGACGAGCGCAGCCUUCGGCCACUCUACGCACGAAGACAUCAGCGCAGAGCAUGAAAAUGAUGUCGAAGAGGGGACUCCUUCGGCAGACGUAUCCAACAGCAUAUACCCGCCUUUGCCCUCUCACGCAACGAUGCCUGCCUUGAAUCGACGUAGGGAAUCUCCUCCGCCUAUUCCAUUCACCUUUACACCGCCCACUCAGCCAGCGGCCAGUGCACCGCGCAGUCACGAAGCGCCAAACGCGUCUUCCUCCUCGCCCCUCUCCCGCAAUUACGCCCUCCUGGCACGCUUCUUUGCUGAAAAGGCGGCAGAAGAAGCAGGCACUUCGAUGAGAGGUGACGAUGAUGAUGGCAAUCGGCUCACGGAAGACGAGGUAGAAGGAUGUCGCAUACUCAUCGAGGAGAGCGGGAGGAGUCCGAGGGAUCUGCAAAGAAGGCUAGGAAUGGAUAGCGGAGAAGAGCCAGAGGACAGCUUCGAGGUGCCAAAGCGCAGGGGAAUGGCAGCAAAGAGGCCGCGGGGUACCGGAAGCUGGCUCAGCCCGAGUCCCGCCGUAUCUCGAGAGGGCACGUCCUUUUCCAUGGACCGCUCUCCACUCGUGCGUGGCGGCCCUUCAUCGGUCUUGUCCCACUCCAUGACGGAUCCAGGCCUAUCACGACGGGCGCCACUUGCUUCUUCAUCCACAGCAAAUCCUUUCCUCAGCGGCCGUACCACUGCAUCACAACAGCCAGUCCGAAGAAGACGGAGGCCUCUGUACUUUGGCCCAGGCAUGUCCUCCACGGCAUCUCCAUUCGCCCCGAGACCUCAGGCAGCAACCCGCGACGCUGCGCCUUCGGUCUCCUCUUCUCACCAGCCAGCAUUAGGCAAGCGACAGCGUCUCGGUGGUCUGCAGGAUGGCGGCGACGACGACGACGAUGACAAUGUGCCACCCUCGACGAGCAUUGCGAAUCUGUGGCAGCCACCACCACAAGAUCGACCCGUCGCCUCAUCAUCCCGAGUCGCACAAGCGACGGCCCCUUCACCGGCAUCCUCUCCGGCAAAGCAAGAAGUCAUGCCACGGUCGUCUGGCCCGUCGAGUCCGGCUCAGACACGUACGGCCAGCGCUGUCCUCUCAAUUCUCGCUCAGCCGGACUUGGCCCGACCCACCCCUUCGCCCGUGCGUCGUACCACUCGGCCGCCCGCCGCAGCUUCCAGUCUAUCAUCAUCGCCUUCGAUGCCGUCGGCUUCUACCUCCUCGAAUGGCUUUCGACCGGAUGGCAUCUUGAAUCCUUACCAAGCAUCACCAGAGCUCAACCUCGGUCAAAGCUCGCAGUCGUCGAUGCGCCGCAGUCGCACCUCCGAGGCAGUCGCAAAGAUGAAGGACGAGAGACGACGCAGCACCAGAUUGAGGAGGAGCGCAGCGCCAGAUGAAUCCUCCGACACAUCGGCUGGGCUGUUGGAGACGAUUGAGAGAACUAAGCCUGCGGGAGGGACGAGUACAAGGCGUGGAGGCACGCGAGAGUCUUCGAGGGCGACGGCGACGGCCACACCUGAGCCUGCGAGAGUUUCGUUCGCACCGACUGCGACGGCGCCCUCGGCAUCACCAUCGCCUUCGACGGGCAAGACUGCUGCAGAGAAGACGGCCGAGGCGAAGCGACGUCUCGAUGCGAUGAGCGCGGCCAAGCCUGCAGAGGGCGAAGCGUCAUCGAGCGACAACCUUGUGCCGCCUCGAUCAGCGCCAUCGACGCCGCCUUCGUUCAACUUUGGCAAGCACGCUCCGCCUAAGCCUUCGCGCCUGAGCAUCGCCUUUAAUGCCAACGAUAGUCCUGGCAACACGGAGACUGCGGACGAGGAAGAAGAGGAAGAGGACGAGCAAGUCGGGGCGGGGGAGGAGAGUGACAUGAGUAUCAUCAAGAGCUCGCAGCCUGUUGCUUCGGCCAAGUCGACGUUUGCGUUUGGCGGUGGAAUGGGUGGCGAAAGCUCGGCGCAUGCACAGCAGGCGACGAAGGCAGCUGCGACCUCAAGCGCGCCGACUAGGGUGGGGAACGACUCGAGCAAGCCAGCCCCGUUCACGUUCAGCGCGCCGGCUAAGACGUCUUCGCCAGCGCCAGCCUUUACGGCACCCGCCUUCAACGCACCCUCUGCGCCCGCGUCCACUGCAUCGCAAUCUUCUACAGCCUCGACGCCUCGCGAGAGGGCGCUCGAGACGGACGUGGCUUCCCUGCCGACCUUCGACCUCCGCGUCAGCGUCACGGCAUCGACGCCUUCGUGGUAUGCGCGAUCGGCCACGACGGAGGAAGAGCAGCGCAGGCAGAAGGCAAGCUCGACUGCCGCUGCAGAUCUGCCAAAGUUCGACUUGCUUCAAGGCGAUGCGAACACAGGGGAGGCAAUGAGCUCGACGACGGCCCCGCAGACGGUCAUAUCAAAGCAGGAGCAGCACCGAGCGCAGGCUCAAGCCACCAGCGCCACUCAACUGCCCACCUUCAACCUGUUCGGCAACGGCAACGGAACUCAAGCCUCAAAGCCAGCGGCCGCGCCACCGGCGGCGAGCCAGUCGGCGCAGGCAGCAGUGGCGGCGGAGCCUGCACCGAGUGGCGGCGAGACCAGCGAAGGUAGUGGUGAAGGAAGCAGCUCGAGCGCCUUGCUGGGUUCAGGCGAGGGCGAGGAGGGCGAGACGACGGUGUUCGAGGUGCGCGCCAAGUUCUGGAAGUUUGCGAGCGCCAAGUGGGAAGACCUCGGCGUAGGCAUUGCUCGCGUCAAGCGACCGUCAAGCACCGCAGCGGAUCAAGGCGGCUCGCCACGACGUCUGCUCGUCCGUAACGCCGGCAAUGGCGCGGUGACGGUCAAUUUUAACCUCUUUCCCGACUUUAAGGCGACGCAGAGUGCGCAGUCGCUCGGCUUUACGGGCUUCGACGCCGAGGGCAAAGGUCAGCCGAUGCGCUGCAAGGUCAAGACGGCGGACAGUGCGGGAGAGUUUGUGCAGGUGUUGGAGCGAGAGGCCAAGCUCAGCUAGCUGAGCGUGCGAUGGACAACAGGUUAAUGCAAUCUCGUCAGCAUCGAGCGCGUGUCUGCGCUGCGUGAGCCGUGACACUCCCACCCGCAGAUGACUGCCAUCCCCGAACCCCUCUAUCGCAAACCUCCUCAUUUGACGUCCUGGUCGCAUCACAAUGGCCAACGAUCGUUGAAGCAGGCAGGAAGAUUGAUGGAAGGCAGCUACGGCAGCCGUCCUCGCGGGAUUUCGGACGUGUGGCAUGGAUUCACGCUCAUGAGCCUAUUG